CUCAGGAUACAGCCCAACACCCCCGAACCAGGGUUCAGCUUAGCACCGCGUCUGGGUGGUUUUGCAGCGUUUUACCUGACGGGAUCAAAGUGGGCAUUUUGAUUUAGGAACGAUUUCUUUUUCUUCAGCGUUGACUGGAAUCAUUUUCACACCCAGGUGUUUGACUUAGCAGGACCCUUUGGGCUCUUUUUCCGCUGUUCCAGCUCCAUUGAGGAACUUAACGUGGAGACUGAGGUGCUUUAUUUUUCUUUGAUUUAUCGGUUAAAUCCUGAGGAGGCAAGCAGGAUGGACUUCACUUACCUCUGGCUCCUCGCCACCACUCUGAUGUUGAUCCACCAGAAUCAAGCUUCUUCCCUCUCUGUUUCGGGCCCUGCAGCGGAGGACGGCGCCCUGGUGCAGCUCAGCCACACGGCCCACCGGAGGGAGAAGCGCUGCUCCUGCGAGAACCAGAAAGACAAAGAGUGCAUUUUCUUCUGUCACAUCGGCAUCGUCUGGGUGAACACCCCGAGCCACGUGGUGCCUUAUGGAUUUGGUUCAGUGCGUCUCAGGAGGGAACUCAGCCGCUGCCACUGCUCAGAUUCACAGGACGCCAGGUGCCUGAGCUUCUGCUCCACCGAGACACAACCACAAGAUGAAAAUGCUCUUGUGAAGAGGAAGACUGACAAACGAAUGAAGAGGUACAGAGCUGCAUUCUGGGAAAAAAGGAGCAGACACGCCCUCAAACAUCAGACCUGAGAGAGAAGAGGCACAACAGUAACAGCAGCUCUUCUGAACGGAAGUCCUAAUGUAUCAGAAAUAUCAAAUAAUGGACCCUUUAGAUCGUCCGUACACUUCGGACGUGUACAGUGUUUGUUUGUGUAAAUGUAAUGGUGGUGAAGUGUUGGGAUACAUGUGUGACCACUGACAAGCUCAUCUUGACAGCAUUUGGCUGAUGUCUUCAUCCACAGCAGCAUAAGCAGCAGCUCACUGUCCAGCUCAGAUACUUUAAGAGUUGAAGGAGUCGAACCUGUGACCUUUACUGUUAUUAGAUGAUCUCAGCUGUGGGACAGAAAACACACAGUCAAAUACGACACCAGUGUUCUCAGCUGAAAACCUCACAAUUCCAAAAUCACCGAAACUUCUGAGUUUGUCUGAAUGAGUUAAAACACAGAAGAACGUCUGCAGACCUGUUUGAGGCAAUUACAGCCAACAGUUACACAAAAAGUAAUACAGUAAUCUAUUAUUCUGCCAGGCAAGGACCAUUUUAAACCUCAUGUGAAGCAUUCUGAGAUCUUCCAGGGGCUCUCUAGUAGAUAUCAGGAUUCAGGAGAAAAAGUUCCAACAUUCUGUGGAAAAGUUGUCAUUUAAUGAAGUGAACUUUAUGAGAAGGUUGUAGUUGGAUCGAACAAAGUUGUGAUAUUACAAGAUAGUUGUGACUUUAACAGAUGAAAACAACCUUUUUUAUUAUAGAUUAAGACUUUUGCAGGUAAAGACACCAUAUUUGAUGAUAUUACAAGAAUAAAGAGUACAUGCCUUAUGUUAUAACUAUAUUAUUUAGUUUGUAUUAAAUGUGCAUGAACACAAUUUAUAGAUGUUCGUUUAUUUAUGGUUGUGAAAUUACAUUUAUCUUGAAAUGACUCUUGAUGCAUCUUAAUGUGUAAAUAUUGCAGCAUUUUUACACAAAUUCUGACUUUAUCUUGAAAUUUAAAGACUUUUUGGUAUAUUUGCUAUUUUUUUCAUAUGAACGCAGCUUGAUCUUGUAAUAUAUUGACUUUUUUCUUAAAACACUACAUUUUUUCCUUUGCAGUCGGUUAGUACAGCGCCAGAUUUAUCCGGAAAUGGAAAAUUUUUCUUGCAGAAUCUAAAUUUGUUCUUAAAAGAUUACAACUUCUUCACAGAAUUUGUCACCUUUGCUUGUAUAUUUUCAAUUAAUUGCAGUUUCAUCCUAUAGUAUUAUUAGAUUUUUUCAAAAAACAUGAAAAGUUUCUCUUCAAAAUGUUUAAACUUUACUCCUGAAAUCUCCGAUUUAUUUCUGUCUACUAGUGCCCCACGUUUUUCUAGGUUUGACUGACGAAGAAUAAGCUGUUAUGAACAUAAUGAGAAGUAUAAUGUGAAUCGAGUGCUUUCUUGUACUGAGCGGUUGCUGUUGGUACUGCUGCUAGCUUAGCUGUUAGCAUACAGAAGUAUCAGUGAUCCUUAUUAUUUUGCUGCAUCAGAAAAUGUAAACAAAACAAAACAUGGAACAUUGAAAUGUUGCUGCAUAAAUACUUUCAUCUGCAUAGUUUCUGCUUAAUUAUGACGUCGCUUUUCUCGGGUGAACACACUGCAAACUAAAAACCUGUCUGGAGUCAGUAUGUUGUUUGGAGUUUGGGCUUAUGUUUGAAAUCAACUUAAAAAAGAAAGCUAAUGGCUUAAAAAAUGUUUGCGAAGGAUAAAAUUGAGCAUAAACCUGGAACCGCUGGUCAGAUCGUGUCAAUUACUCAAAUUUGAAUUGGAGUUGUGAGGUUUUCAUAUGAUGUCAGAGCUUUACAAAUCACUGUCUGAAUGUGAAUAAUAAUAUAGUAUAUAUAGUAUAUAUAUAUUAACCAUGUCGCUGUUUGUCUUUAUUUAUAUUUGUUAGCACCUUUACUUAAUCCUCCAACGUGUCAAAGCGUCCCUGACAUGAAAUGAUGCAAAGACGUGGGACUGUAAAACAGAAAUAUUUAUUUAGUGUAUAUUCGUCCUCUACAAAUAUGAAAUAUAACCAUUUAAGUGGAUCAGUACCAUCAUCACUGUCAUCAUCAUCUCCUCAGAAGUUAGUAUCUGUAGUUCCCUACAUUCAAAGACCACCAGGUGGGAGAAAGUGUAGUAAAGCAUUUUGUGGAACAUCCAUCCAUCCAUCAUCUAUUCACUGCUUAAUCCUCACUAGGGUCAU
This is a messenger RNA of Stegastes partitus (bicolor damselfish), 2893 nucleotides long. RefSeq names its product endothelin-1. The coding region runs from base 286 to 735 and encodes 149 amino acids. Gene Ontology annotation, cellular component: extracellular region. Gene Ontology annotation, biological process: vein smooth muscle contraction; regulation of vasoconstriction; regulation of systemic arterial blood pressure by endothelin. Lineage: Eukaryota; Metazoa; Chordata; Actinopteri; Pomacentridae. The transcript has 4 exons. Gene Ontology annotation, molecular function: hormone activity; endothelin B receptor binding. The record is from RefSeq and is a predicted model, not a curated record.